This is a messenger RNA of Rotaria socialis, 612 nucleotides long. The record is from the annotation of a GenBank genome assembly. NCBI's taxonomy places the organism in Eukaryota, Metazoa, Rotifera, Eurotatoria, Philodinida, Philodinidae.
AUGUCUGUUAAUCGAUAUUCACGGACAACAACUGACGUUCUCAGUUUACGUUUUAAUCAAGAUUCAACUUGUUUCAUUUGUGCUACUUGUGAUGGUAUUCGAAUAUUUAAUGUUGAACCAUUUGCUCAAAAAUGCUUUCUCGAUGUUGGUCGUGCAACCUAUGCAGAAAUGCUCUAUCGUACAAAUUUAAUAGCAUACGUCCCAGCUGAUCAUGUCACGGGUUUAUCAUCGAAUGUUGUGAAUGUCUAUGAUGAUGAACGAAAAGCUCAUGUACUUGAACUUUGCUUUAGUUUUCCGGUUGUUUCUAUAAGAAUGUCAAGAACAAGACUUCUUGUUGUACUUGUACGUAAAAUUCAUAUAUUUUCUUUUCCUAAUCAAUGUCGACUUUUACAUACGAUCGAUACACGAGAUAAUCCAAGAGGACUUUGUGAAUUAUCAAAUACUGAUGGAUCAUUACUUGUUUUUCCUUUUAAUGCUAAAACUAAAGGUGGUUUUGUUCAAUUUUUAGUAAGUAAAAUUUUCACUAUUGAUUACAUCAAAAUCAGAUUUAAAAAAAUGAAUAAGCAUUUGUUUCGAAAUAUUCGAUGUAAACAAAUUGUAGUCAAUACUUGA